Linum trigynum is the source of this 339-nucleotide messenger RNA. NCBI's taxonomy places the organism in Eukaryota, Viridiplantae, Streptophyta, Magnoliopsida, Malpighiales, Linaceae. The record is from the annotation of a GenBank genome assembly.
AUGGGGUCGAUUCCUGAUCCAGGCGAGGUCACCGCCGACCUAACUCCUCCGCCGCCGAGCUUUGACGACUUCCAGCGGCAGACUUCUCUCAUGACCAGCUGCACUCUCCUCUGGAAGGAGCUCUCCGACCAUUUCACUACUCUCGAGCAAAACCUCCAGAAGACGUCCGAUGCCCUGAAGCGCAAAAUCCAGGCCCUCGACACCGAGACCAAGGACUCCCUGGCUUUCUCUCCCUCGGGAGGGGUGAGGGAUUCAGGGCGGCGGCGGCCUCCAUCCCUUCGACGGCGAUUUUGGAUGGUGUGCACAGGAGAGAGGCGGCGCGGGAGGACGAGAGGAUGA